AUGCCGCCUAAUCAGGCCGUUAGUACAGUAGCACCCGAGUUAAAGUUUUGUGUAGAGCAACCCUCUCAUGGGAUGCUGAGGUUCCUGGACCUCACAUUUCAUUGUAACCCGGGUUUUUGUUGGUCAUAUGGAAAAGAAAACUGCAAGCCGGUCCUGCCCUACUCAAGCGCACAUUCUAAACUUGUUAAGUUCGGUGUUUGUACAUCCCUCUUGAAUGCUGCAACGAAGAAAAGCUGUUUUCAUUUUGUUUGGAGUAGUUUACGGAAGCAAUGUGAAAGACUCACGCAGGCCGGGUAUGACAACCAAUUGAUUGCAAAGAGGGCCAUGAAAUUGCUUGAAAGUUCACAGUGUAGACCAUGGAAUGAUGGAAACUCUCGUAAUGUAGUUGUUAUUCCCUAUUUUCAUGCAGUUGCUCACAACAUUCUUGCUGUCGCUAAAUACUAUAAUAUCAAAGUUGUUUUUUCCAAUGCCUUUAAAUUAAGUCGUUUGACCCCCUUCAGCUCUAAAUCUGAAUUUUGUGGCGUGAGGCACAGGAAGCCUUUUGUUCCUUGCAAGCAGAACGUUGUGUAUUCUAUUCCCCUUGAGUGCGGCUUUGUAUACGUUGGCCAGACGCGCCGGUGCCUCAAUGACCGGAUUAGGGAACAUGCAGCAAAUGUUGAAAGAAUGGCCGGGUCUUCGGAACUGGUAGAUCAUUUACGGGAUUGUAGAGGUUGCCAGCCUUGCUUCAAGGACACUACAGUGCUUGCGUGGGAACCCUACGCACACCGAAGGUUGUUUCGGGAAUCCUUGGAGAUUGCCACCAGGGGAAACGUAGUUAGCAAUGCGUCUUUUAUCCCUCUCGCACCCCUUCGAAGAUUUUUAGCUUUUAAAUUGAGAUGA
Ornithodoros turicata is the source of this 879-nucleotide messenger RNA. RefSeq lists its product as uncharacterized. The transcript is spliced from 2 exons. The record is from RefSeq and is a predicted model, not a curated record. The coding region runs from base 1 to 879 and encodes 292 amino acids. Lineage: Eukaryota; Metazoa; Arthropoda; Arachnida; Ixodida; Argasidae.